Messenger RNA from Etheostoma spectabile (orangethroat darter), 879 nucleotides. RefSeq names its product iron-sulfur cluster assembly 1 (gene isca1). The record is from RefSeq and is a predicted model, not a curated record. The coding region runs from base 171 to 560 and encodes 129 amino acids. Lineage: Eukaryota; Metazoa; Chordata; Actinopteri; Perciformes; Percidae. Gene Ontology annotation, molecular function: 2 iron, 2 sulfur cluster binding. Gene Ontology annotation, cellular component: cytoplasm; mitochondrion. The transcript is spliced from 4 exons. Gene Ontology annotation, biological process: iron-sulfur cluster assembly.
CGCAACAGGAACUUAUACGCAUCUUCGUAGGUUGUAUUCGUAAGCCCAUUGGCCGUCACUCCCAUCCAUCACAAUAUUAGCCAAUCAUUGAACGGACUAGUUGUUUGGGGUGGUUGCCAAUUUUCUCACACGCGUGCGCCAUUCAAUGUUGUGAUUUUAACUGAAGCAACAUGUCUGCCUCCAUGGUGCGAGCGACCGUCCGAGCCGUCAGCAAACGAAAGAUACUGUCAACAAGAGCCGCACUGACACUGACUCCAGCGGCUGUGAACAAGGUCAGGUUGCUGUUGCAGAGCAAGCCGGAAUAUAUCGGUUUGAAGGUUGGUGUGAGAACACGUGGCUGUAAUGGACUGACUUACACGCUGGAAUACACCAAGGAUAAAGACACAUCUGAUGAGGAAGUGCUGCAGGAUGGCGUGAGGGUGUUCAUAGCGAAGAAGGCUCAGCUGACCCUUCUGGGAACUGAGAUGGACUUUGUGGAGUCUAAACUUUCCAGUGAAUUUGUCUUCAACAAUCCCAACAUAAAGGGCACAUGUGGCUGUGGAGAAAGCUUCAACAUGUGAGCAUCAUGGAGCCUCCGUCCUCCCGCAACCUCCCCGCUCCAAACCCUGUCCCACCCAUAAAGCCAGAGAGACUGAAUGUUGACGAGGAAGACAAACAUGAGGAAUUCUGUGAAAUAUGGACGGGCCUGCGUUCCUACCAAUGCUCUUACUGCAGACCACUCACAUCCACACAUGUGUAAAGCCCAAGAAUGCAAAUUCAUACUUAGAGGAAGGUUUUAAUAGGCUGUGUAGUCAAAACUAUCUCAACAUGUUGAUUUUGGGUUCAGAUACCUCUGAUCUUGGCAAUUGCUUUUGUAUACGCUGCCGUGCAUCUAAAAAA